AUGCCUGCCGUUGAUAUUGCUUCCGUCCCCGCCGUCUCCGGAAAGGAGACUGCUCAGUCCGUCGCUGUUCUUGAGGACCUCUUCAAGAACCUCAACGUUUCCUCCAGCCCCGAUGAGGUGAACGCUGCCACUAGCAACCUCGCACACCUUCUGUCUGGUCCUAUUCCCGAGCAGACCCUUCCCCUGAAGGCUGUCGAGACUCUGCAAAAGCAGAUUGCUAACAAGAAGGAUGGCAACGUUCGCGUCCGUGCCCUUGAUGCCAUUCGCGCCAUUGCCUCCCACUCUACCAUCGCCCCUGGAGUUGAGCCCCACCUCGUUACCCUCCUUGCCCCUGUCCUUGAAACCGCUGGAAAGAAGAAGGCCAAGGCUGUUCCCAACGAGGUUGAGACCGCCCACGGUGCCGCUAUCGCCAUCGUUAAGGGUAUCAACGGAAAUGCUGUGAAGGCUGUUCUUCCCACUAUCCUCGAGUCUCUUGAUAUGAGGAAGAACACCGGUGAGAAGUUGGCUGCGCUUGACUGUAUCACCGAGCUCGUCCGCUCAUCCCCGGCACAGCUUGCUUUCCGUGUUCCCGACCUGAUUCCCGUUCUUUCGGCCGCCAUGUGGCACGCCGAUGAGAGGGUUACUGAGCAGAUCAGGGGUAUCCAGGAGGGUAACAAGGACAAGAAGGAACCUCGUAUUGGUGAUCUCGAGACUGUCUGCGGCCUUAUUGUCAACAAGGAUAUUGAGAAGUUCAUUCCUGAACUUGUCCGCUGUAUCGCUUACCCCGAGAACGUCUCCGAGACUGUUCACUUGCUCGGUGCCACCACUUUCGUCUCCGAUGUUACCGGCCCUACCCUCGCUAUCAUGACUCCCCUGCUUGACCGUGGUCUCGAUGAGCGUGAGACUGCCAUCAAGCGUAAGUCCGCUGUUAUCGUCGACAACAUGUGUAAGCUUGUCGAGGACCCUCAGAUUGUUGCUCCCUUCCUGCCCAGGUUGAUGCCCAAGCUUCAAAACAACGUUCAGAACAUUGCCGACCCUGAGGCUGCUGGAAAGUCUAAGCAGGCUCUGGAGACUCUGACUCGUGUCGGUGACGUUAAGGAUGGAAAGAUCCCCGAAAUCUCCACUGCCGGUGACAUUUCCACCGUUAGCGCCAUCCUGAAGGAAAUCCUCGCCCCCAAGUUCAAGGCCCAGGCCGAGAAGUCCGAGGCCGUCAUCAACUACGUCGCUGCCAUCGCCGGCCAGCUUGUUGACGAGAAGGAUGCUGAGGUCACCAGCUGGACCCAGAACGCUCUUCCUUACAUCGGCGCCAUUGUCGGUGAAGAGGAGGCCAAGCCUAUUGCUGAGGACCUCCGCAAGCGCGCUUCCCCUGAUGCUGCUGCUGCGGACGAAGUUGCUUCUGAUGAGGAGGAGGGUGAGGAUCUUUGCAACUGCACUUUCUCUCUUGCCUAUGGUGCCAAGAUUCUCCUCAACCAGACUCACCUCCGCCUUAAGCGUGGCCAGCGCUAUGGUCUGCUCGGACCCAACGGUUCUGGAAAGACUACCCUCAUGCGUGCCAUCAACAACGAGCAGCUGGAAGGUUUCCCCAAGAAGGACGAGGUCAAGACCGUCUACGUCGAGCACGACUUGGACUCUGCCGACACCGAGCAGACCGUCAUUGGCUGGACCAUCAAGAAGCUUGUUGAGGUUGGCCUUAAGCCUGUCCAGGCCGAGGUCGAGGCUAAGCUCGAGGAGUUCGGUUUCCUCCGUGAGCAGUUUGAAGGUCCCAUCACUGCCCUGUCUGGUGGUUGGAAGAUGAAGCUGGCUCUUUGCCGUGCUGUCUUCGAGGACCCCGAUAUUCUCCUUCUUGAUGAGCCCACCAACCACUUGGACGUCAAGAACGUUGCCUGGUUGGAGAACUACCUCCGCACCUCUCCUUGCACUUCCAUCAUCGUCUCCCACGACAGCAAGUUCUUGGACAACGUUCUUCAGCACGUCAUCCACUACGAGCGCUUCAAGCUUAAGCGUUACCGUGGUACCCUCAGUGAAUUCGUCAAGAAGCUCCCCUCUGCACGCUCUUACUACGAGCUCGGCGCAUCCGACCUUGAGUUCAAGUUCCCCGAGCCCGGUUUCCUCGAGGGUGUCAAGACCAAGGCCAAGGCCAUCAUUCGUGUCUCAGACAUGACCUUCCAGUACCCUGGUACCCCCAGGCCCCAGGUCACCGACAUCAACUUCCAGGUCUCCCUUGGCUCUCGUAUUGCUGUCAUUGGUCCCAACGGUGCCGGUAAAUCCACUCUGAUCAACGUUCUGACUGGUGAACUGCUCCCUACCACUGGUGAAGUCUACCAGCACGAGAACAUCCGUAUUGCCUACAUCAAGCAGCACGCCUUCGCUCACAUUGACAACCACCUCGACAAGACUCCCUCCGAGUACAUCCAAUGGCGCUUCCAGACUGGUGAGGACCGUGAAACCAUGGACCGUGCCAACAAGAUUGUUACCGACGAUGACGAGAAGGCUAUGCUUAAGAUCUACAAGAUCGAAGGCACCGACCGUCGCGUCAUUGGUGUCCACGGCCGUCGCAAGUUCAAGAACACCUACGAAUACGAGUGUUCGUUCUCCCUUGGUGACAACAUUGGCAUGAAGAGUGAGAAGUGGACUCCCAUGAUGACGGCCGACAACGCCUGGAUUCCCCGUAACGAGAUCAUGGAGUCUCACUCCAAGCAGGUUGCCGAGGUUGACCAGAAGGAGGCUCUGGCCUCUGGUCAGUUCCGUCCCCUGGUCCGCAAGGAAAUCGAAGCCCACUGCGCCCAGUUCGGAAUUGAUGACGAGCUUGUUUCUCACUCCCGCAUGCGCGGUCUCUCUGGUGGUCAGCGUGUCAAGGUCGUCCUCGCCGCUUGCUCUUGGCAACGACCUCACGUGAUCGUCCUUGACGAACCCACCAACUACCUUGACCGUGACUCCCUUGGUGCUCUUUCCAAGGCUCUCAAGGCCUUCGAGGGUGGUGUCAUCAUCAUUACUCACUCCGCCGAGUUCACUGAGAACCUCACCGAGGAAGUCUGGGCUGUCUUGGACGGUAAGAUGACUCCCUCGGGUCACAACUGGGUCCAGGGUCAAGGAGGCGGUCCUAGACUUGAGAAGAAGGACGAGCCCGAUGAGGUGGUUGAUGCAAUGGGCAACAAGACGAAGGUAGAAAAGAAGAAAGUACUUAGUGCUGGUGACAAAAGGAAACAGCGGAAAGAAAGAUUGGCGAAGAAGAAGAGAGGAGAGGAUGUUGAUGAUGAGGACAUUUGA
This is a messenger RNA of Aspergillus puulaauensis, 3246 nucleotides long. RefSeq names its product putative translation elongation factor eEF-3 (gene TEF3). The transcript is spliced from 3 exons. Bases 1 to 3246 code for a protein of 1081 amino acids. The record is from RefSeq and is a predicted model, not a curated record. Lineage: Eukaryota; Fungi; Ascomycota; Eurotiomycetes; Eurotiales; Aspergillaceae. Gene Ontology annotation, molecular function: ATP hydrolysis activity; translation elongation factor activity; ATP binding.